Molecule: messenger RNA, 1848 nt
Organism: Sugiyamaella lignohabitans
Lineage: Eukaryota; Fungi; Ascomycota; Dipodascomycetes; Dipodascales; Trichomonascaceae
Exons: 1
Coding region: 1-1848 (615 amino acids)
Biological process (GO): proteolysis
Cellular component (GO): membrane
Molecular function (GO): serine-type endopeptidase activity
Source: RefSeq, a predicted model, not a curated record
AUGAGCUACUACUAUAGCCCGGAAGACAGACUGUCAGACAACAAUAUACCUUUGCAAAAUCGACCCUUUCAUAGGACAACUCAAAAUAGCUAUUCACAUGAGAUUGAUUACGACGAGAGCACAGACCCUUUUAACGGAAUAGCUUCUGAUGUCCCACCGCCUCCACCUCCUCAUGACUCACCGAAUCGAAUGAAUCAUAACCCCGAGCCUUCGGAUUCAUUUAAUUUCGAAAACUACUAUGAUGGUUUAGAGGGAGAUGAUGUUUCACGGAGUAGGGACGGAAUAGGUCGUAAGGGAGCUCCUAUCAUUACGUCUCCGGAUGCACCACCUCCGCCUCCGAAAGACCCACGGUAUAGUCGUUACAGCCGACUCAGUAGACAGAGCAGUAUAAUAAAUCAAGACGAGGAUGCAUAUACCAGUAUGGGUGUACUUGAAAACUCCAUGUCACAUGCUAAUAAUAGUAACGACCUGAUAUUCGACUAUGACGAGGCUAGUCCAGCCAGAAAACUCGAUAGAUCUCUUUCCAGGCUGAACAGAAGCUACACCAACAACAAUGUUACGAAUGACCCUUUCUUUUAUGAUGGUAAUUACGAUCCUAAUAAACCUCCGCCACCACCCCCCAGGGAUGACGACUAUUACGACGCACGCAAUAGGUUCGCGCGUUCUAGCCGAGCAAUGGGCCCUCCUGUGCUAUAUGAAGAUGACGAAGAAGAUGACAGAUAUAUCAGCCAGAGGGGCCAGAUGCGAGAACGAUCUGAUUCAGCGGCAGGUCUCAUGAACCGCACAGCUGUUCGACAGCGAAUCCACAAGAUUAAAUGGCUCAAACUGCCAUGGUUCUGUUGGACUGUCAGCAUUAUUCAAAUAGGUGUGUUCAUAGCCGAGUUAGUGAAAAUGGGCUCGUUAACAGGAUCACCUAUUCAAACCCAACCAUCCUUCAAUCCCAUGGUGGGCCCUUCGUCCUACAUCAUGAUAAACAUGGGUGCUCGUUUCACUCCUUGCAUGCAUUUUAUCAAUAACCUGACUGACGUAACUGGCCUAGCGUACCCAUGUCCAAACUCAACUUCAACGGACACAAAUGUUUGUUCCUUAAGUGAGCUCUGUGGUAUGGGGGGCCUGCCGCCUCCACCACAAGCUCCAGACCAGUGGUGGAGAUUCAUCACUCCUAUAUUUUUGCACGCUGGAUUUGUACACAUAGGUUUCAACCUCUUAUUGCAGCUGAAACUGGGAACUGAGCUGGAGAGGGAAAUUGGAAUUGUACGAUUCUUCAUAGUAUACUUUGCAUCGGGUAUUGCAGGAUUUGUACUAGGUGGUAACUUCACACCAGAUGGCAUUGCCAGUACAGGAGCAAGUGGAUCCCUCUUUGGAGUAAUUGCCAUUGAUUUGCUUGACCUGCUGUUUAACUGGCAACUUUACGCCUCCCCUAAAAGAAAUCUUGCCAUUCACAUUGGCGAGAUAAUUGUGAGUUUUGUCCUUGGACUGCUACCCGGACUGGAUAAUUUCUCGCAUAUCGGAGGUUUUUGUAUGGGCAUCCUGACCGGUACAGCGAUUUUGAGAUCUCCAUUAAAAAUACGGCUCAGUUCAGGAUUUGCCAUCAACCCCCAGGAGGGAGCUAAGCUUCGAGCGUCUUCAUUUGACUGGAGACAUCCAAAAGAUCAUUUCAGGGGCCGAUCAAGGUCUUGGUACCUCUGGGUGCUAGUACGCAUGGCUUGUAUUGUACUUGCUAUAGUCUACUUCGUGACUCUUAUAAGGCAAUUCCGCGAUGGUGGUGGACAUUGCAGCUGGUGCAAGUAUCUUUCUUGCCUACCUGUGCAUGGUUGGUGCGAUGAUGGCAACAUUACCACCAGUUAA